AUGUUCAAUCAGUCUACGAGGAAAUCCAGGAUACCCACCCUGCUUGGAGAUUCACCCUUCCAAUGCACGGACCUACCUCUCGAUUUCGACUACAAACAGCACGUGAAAUCGUACAACGAUGUGAUCAACUUGAACAAUGCCAGGAUCCAAUCGUCCACGAGAGGGUACAUUCACAAGGAGAACGUCGCCAGUAACUACAAGAUUGCAAAAAAAAUUGGCAAGGGCCAAUUUGGGGUCGUAUACAAAGCUCACGAUCUGCGGAAAGGCGGCGUCGUGGCGCUCAAAAAAAUGAACAAGCGAGGUAAUGAGAUGUCUAUGUUUGGGAUGAACCAGAUCUUGCGCCAGAUAGAGUUUUGGAACUCGUUGCAAUGGUUUGGCCCCCUUGUCGGAGACGAAGUCACAAUGCUUAUCAACUUGUUCAAGAUACGAUGGGAGAUAUUUAUUAUGUCGAAGUUGAUCAAGAACCGCUAUUUUAUUCAAUUUAUUGAGUGCAUUGACCAACCCGAGACCCCUGACGUUUGGAUGGUCUUGGAAUGGUGCAACUUGGGCGAGUUGCAAUGGAAAAGAGAAAAAGCAAACUCACUACUACCGCAAUGGGUGCAAUUCCUUCCCCAUGUUACUAGCGUGCAAGAGGUCACAAUUGCAUGCAUCGAAGAUUUAUCAAAGGCGUUAAAGUUUUUAAAGAAAAAUGGUAUCGUCCAUAGAGAUGUCAAACCUUCCAAUAUUUUACUGGAUGGCAACACUCAAACUUUCAAACUGACUGAUUUCGGAUGCAGUGUUCUAAGCCCGACAAUGGCGGAGUUCGAUGUCGCUGCUGUAUCUUCAGAGUUUAUACAGGAUGCCUUCCAUCGCGAGUUGUAUAAAAUUGUAGGGACACCUGCGUUUAUCCCACCAGAGCUGUGCAAUUUCACUAAUGGGAAUAAGAAUGGCGAGGAGGCCAUUGAUGGAUUCAAAAUUGAUAUAUGGGCUCUUGGUGUGACUUUAUAUUGCCUUCUGUUCAAUGAAGUGCCGUUUUUUGGGGAGAACGAGUUUAGCACAUACAACAAAAUCGUCACCGAAUCACUAUUGGAUAGGCUGGACGGAUCGUCGCUUACCGAUCUCGUCGUAAGGAGGUUACUGGAUAAAGAUCCUAACACUCGAAUCGAUAUAGAAGAAUUACUCCCGCAAGUGGAGAUCGCGCGGAAAUCUGUCUCUAAGACACUCAAGGGACGCGGUAGGAAUAAAAAUGGAUCUCUCAAAAAAAUGUGGAAGAAAGUUUGGAAGGGGAAGAGUAGCAAUCCCACCUCGGCUCCGAAAAAUACGAUUUCUACUGCAAAUGAGGAUAUAACAAUAGUCGAAUCUUUUGAUUCUCUACCGUCAGUGCGAUCGUCCUCUUUUGAAGGAGACCUGGAAGAUGAACCGACGCAAAUUGUCAACCUUAUUAAAUUCGACUCUCACGAGCUGCAUCAUAGGCACAGGGAGGACCAGGAACAUCAAAUUGUAAAUGAUGAUAGGUCAAGAGCACUGGAUCGGAGGACUACUUAUGUAUCGGAUAAUUCAAUUGACGUCCCCACACCAAUAAAGAAAUUGAUAAGAAUUAAGGGCACACCUGAGAAGAGCGAGGGGUAUACGGACCAUGCAUCAGCUACUCCCACAAAGAAGAACCAUAAUCAAACUUGUUUACCGGAAUCUAGGAAUAUCAUCGAUUUCAAGCAUUUCACUGAUACAAAUGUUGGCCAAUCUUCAGAUAGCUUCAAGGACUAUCUGCAUUUUGUUGACGAAAUAUAA
Huiozyma naganishii CBS 8797 is the source of this 1767-nucleotide messenger RNA. RefSeq names its product serine/threonine protein kinase ELM1 (gene ELM1). Bases 1 to 1767 code for a protein of 588 amino acids. The transcript has a single exon. Gene Ontology annotation, biological process: autophagy; peptidyl-serine phosphorylation; autophagosome organization. Lineage: Eukaryota; Fungi; Ascomycota; Saccharomycetes; Saccharomycetales; Saccharomycetaceae. Gene Ontology annotation, molecular function: ATP binding; protein serine/threonine kinase activity. The record is from RefSeq and is a predicted model, not a curated record. Gene Ontology annotation, cellular component: autophagosome; cytoplasm.